AUCUUCUUCCCAUUGCCAGAUGGGAUGGGCUUGUACUACUGCCUGCAAGGAACUGCUGAAGCCCCGGAGUGUUCAGGAGUCAUUUCCCGGCAGGUGCCGUGUAGAACUUCCCACACUGAGCUCAUCCCUGUCUCCAACUGGCUACACAGACCACAGAGGUUCCUGGUGGUGAUAGACAUACUCAAACCAGAAAAGCUGGAAAACAGUUUUGUGCUGCAGGGGCUGGAAUACAUUGAUGUGCCAGGCUCUGCCAAGAAGGACUACCAGCUCACAUUCCUCUCCUACAAAGAAGUAGUUAUUAACGCAGUGGUGACCUUCCUCAACGAGGUGACAGGGGAAUACUUGUUCUACAUGGUGACUUACAAGGCCACCCCUUCAGAACCCAUCAGCACUGUUGAAAUGACCACUGCUGUUCGGCAGAGAGUGUCAUCCACCGUCAAGGUGGACAACCCUCUGUCCAUCCCGGUGACGUUUGCCAUAGACUGCAAAGUACCUGAAGUCAGUGUUCCCCCACAGUUCACUGUUCCUGCACAGUCGGAGGCUGAUCUUGUACUUGAGUACCAGCCCCUGAAAGUGGGUGAAAGCACCGGGCGCCUGGUGCUCCAGAGCAGUGACUUGGGCUCUUUCUACUACAACCUGCAACUGAAAGCCCUCAUGAGCAGGCCAGAGAAGCCCCUCUACUUCUGCACCACACUGGGCUCUAGUCAGACCAUCACCACAAAAAUAAUGAACUAUGCCCGGCAGAAGACUGAGUACCUCCUCCAGACAAGUUGUCCUGACUUCCAGACAGAGAAAACCAUCGGCGCGGCCCCUGCCAGCCCCAGGGGCUCGGAGCUGAGCGUGGAGGUGACCUUCGAGCCCUGCCAGCUGGGUGAAGCCAGGGCCACGCUGCAGCUCUGCUCCCCACUUGGUGGUGAUUACAGCAUCCCUCUCAUCGGCCUCGCCCUCCCACCCAAGCCCCAGGGCCCCUUCCCCAUCAAG
Molecule: messenger RNA, 981 nt
Organism: Nestor notabilis (Kea)
Lineage: Eukaryota; Metazoa; Chordata; Aves; Psittaciformes; Psittacidae
Product: hydrocephalus-inducing protein-like
Exons: 5
Biological process (GO): axonemal central apparatus assembly; cilium movement
Cellular component (GO): axoneme
Source: RefSeq, a predicted model, not a curated record